AUGCCUGACAUCGAAAAGGCCUAUUUCGCUCUCGCAUGCUUCUGGAAGCCCGACGCUCAGUUCGGAUGUCGUCCGGAAGUUCUCAGAACCAGGGUAGGAUAUUGUGGGGGUUCGGGACCAGCGCCCAACUAUCCCAGAGUAGGAGACCACACGGAAGCAGUUGAAAUACAGUAUGAUCCUUCGUUGAUUUCUUAUGAGAACCUCCUCAAUCUGUUCUGGGAAUUCCACGACCCAUGCAGCUGUCAAAAGCGUCAGUACAUGUCUGCUAUAUUUUACACGAACAAUUUACAGAAGGCAUUAGCUGAAGAAAGCAAACGACAAAAAGAAGGCGAACUGGGGAAAUCUAUCGCUACAGAAAUAUUACCUCUCAAUGUUUUUUACGAGGGAGAAGAUUAUCAUCAAAAAUACAUUUUGAGAACCUACCACCGCAGGUUUUACAACAGCCUACCAUCUGAAGAUCCUGUGACGUCAACGCGUGACGCAAAACUAAAUGGGUUCCUAUCUGGCCAUGGAACAUUGCAGGAGUUCGAGACACAAGUGGAACAACUAAACCUUAGUGAUGAUCAAGUUGAAUACGUGAAACAACAUAUCACUAAGAAAUUAGCACCUGCAACAGUAGAACCUUUCAUUCGAACUGUAAUCAUAGUAAUGUGGAACUAUGUGAAGAAACUUUUCGGAUAUUGAAGUUGAAUGUUGGAAGCAACUGUCAGAACAUCACGGGCGAUAAUUAGAUGCAUUCCAUAUAAUAGAAAAUAAAUGGGGUCAUUUUAUUUCCUCAUGUGCUUAUCACUGCCGUGAAGGUAUUUGCCCAUUCAAAACUUGAUGGUCAUUUUUGUGAAAUGGCACCUAGUAGAUACGCCAUCGUUGUCCCUUGUGCAGAUCUACUAUAACUGGUUGAGCCGUCGAGAGAUGGCGUCACUACUCAUCUCCAAUUUUACAGUUUGGAUAUGAGGUUGCUGGGGAAAGGAAGCGUAGAAUUCCUUACAUCAUUAUUUUUAGUAAAUCAAGUAUUUAAUUCAGUAGUUUCCGAACAUUUUAAUUGUAGCUUAUAAACUCAUACCUGUACCCUUUAAUCUUAAACAUGUGUCUCCCUUUCUUCUCAUACAAAAUGUUUUCCCUUCCUGUUCAAUUUUCAUAAUUAUGUAAUUUCCUGAGUAUUAUCCUGAUGAUAAAAUUUGUUUCGUGGGUAGAAAAGUCUACAAUAUUUUAUGUGAAAUAGUUUUUCGAAAUUAAAACAUUUUAUUUAUCAUUGUAUGUAAUAUCAGUAUUGAUAGUUUUACUACAUUAGCAAAUCGUACGAAACUGCAGCAAAAUAGAUGCUCAAAAUACAAAAUUUGUGAACUAUCAAUACAAAAUCAAUGUGACGAGACGACAAGUUUUUUUUUUUUUUUUUUUUUUUCGAAAAUUGUUUUAUACCGGGAUGUUAUUGCAAAGAAAUCGCUGUUUUUAGCGCAGCGCGAGCGCUUGAACCUGAAUGCCGCAGCGAUUGCCUGUUAUUAUUUUCUGUCACUUUUUUUAAAAUUUGUUUAAAAAAUUUUGUAAUAGCUGCGUUCCCAAUAAUUUUUUGCCCCCUAGGGAGGGGCGACCUGCAGAUUCGAUACCAUCGACUUAAUUGCUCGAUUGAAACAUCUUCAGUUAAGGAAAGUUCAAUGCGAAACAUGCCAUCAUACUAAAACUAUGGAACAAAUGUCAUUUGAAUUUGCUAGCUCAGUUUUAUCGGAUCUCUAUUGGCUUUUUCUCAGUGAAAACUUUUCAUAUUUCUUUUGCUUUUGUGUUUUCUAGCAAUUUGGACAGUAGCGCGAAAAACCUGAAUUUCAUCAGAAGUUUUAUUCUUUUAAAUUACAAAAAGUAUGUAAUUUCAAUUACAAAUUAUCAUUUGGAAUUAAAACUAACAUAAAUGAACAAAAUUGUUAAGUGAAUAAUAUUCUGCAAGCACAUAAUUAGUAACAUAUAUAUAUUGUACACAUAUAUAUUAUUCCUAUUAGUUUUGAUGCUAUCGCCAAAUUUUGGGUACUAAUCCAUUCAUUCUAUAUCGACAAAGUGAAAAAGUAUUAUCAUUAGAGCCUAGUCUGUGGCGGCAAGAAAUGUGUUGACGGUUUAAAAAACUGCCAACAAUAAGUUCUCAGUUACCGAGAUGUUUCCAAAUUUUGCCAGUUUUCUUUUGCUAGAUUAGAGUAUGUAGCUUAGACUAAGUUAGUGAAAUAACUUUGUAAAUUAUUUCCAUAGUCGAAGUUAUCGGUCUAAAUCUACACCACUUAAAGGGCUUAUUGUAAGUUUUUUUUUUUUUUUUUUAAAUAUUUGGAUGAAGUAAUGUUGUAAAUAAAUGUGUACUUAUUUUGCAAUGUCUUCUGCUUACUUGUUUCAGAGUCCUGUAAAUAUGGAUUGAAUAAACAUAAUA
Uloborus diversus is the source of this 2398-nucleotide messenger RNA. Its product is annotated as peptide methionine sulfoxide reductase-like. The record is from RefSeq and is a predicted model, not a curated record. The coding region runs from base 1 to 684 and encodes 227 amino acids. NCBI's taxonomy places the organism in Eukaryota, Metazoa, Arthropoda, Arachnida, Araneae, Uloboridae. Gene Ontology annotation, molecular function: peptide-methionine (S)-S-oxide reductase activity. The transcript has 4 exons.